Molecule: messenger RNA, 5266 nt
Organism: Sipha flava (yellow sugarcane aphid)
Lineage: Eukaryota; Metazoa; Arthropoda; Insecta; Hemiptera; Aphididae
Exons: 14
Coding region: 1382-5266 (1294 amino acids)
Biological process (GO): regulation of transcription by RNA polymerase II
Cellular component (GO): nucleus
Molecular function (GO): zinc ion binding; DNA-binding transcription factor activity; RNA polymerase II cis-regulatory region sequence-specific DNA binding
Source: RefSeq, a predicted model, not a curated record
AAAAUUUUAUAAUGAAAACAAUUAAAAUAUUUUGUUUCAAUCGUAUGAAUAUUAUAAAAGGCUAAUUUAAUACCCGAUUGUUGAUACUUAAAAACGUUUUGAAGUCGAGCACAUUCCUCCUCCUGCUCUUCAGCAACUAACUACUUACUUCGUAAUAUUCGAACAAAUAAAUGCUCACUCCCUCGCCGAUAAACAUGUAUAAACACAUAAAUGUGUAUACGCACACGCCGUAGGCCAAUUUCACAUUGUUAAUCCGGUUUAGAAUUCGGAUGGAAAUUGAGCGCAAUUUAACUACGUGCGUGCGUGCGUGUGUGUACGUGUACGUGUGUGUGUGUGUGUACGGUGUAUGUAUUUAAUCCUUAGGAAAUAUCCAGAAAAACGGGGACGGCAACAAAUAAAAAUAUAUGUGUAUAAAAAGUCGUUUAAAUGUCGGCGUAGUAUAAAAAAUCAUAAUUUUUGGACCACUCUUUUUUUCAUUUCGUACACGUAAAAAACUAUACACAUAUAUUUUUUUAUUAUUCCUCCCGACGUACUGCUCGGGUUGCUAAAAUAUUGAUUGUCGGAUAGCUGUUCCGCUCCGUUGCUGAGGACCGCGCGGCGGCGGCGAGAGUGAGUGUAGGACGCUUUUUUUUAAACAACGUUCUCCUACACACACGCACACACGCGCGCGCUCGUACGUCGCAACGCGCACAGGGUUCGUCUGGGACGUACAUUUGGCAACGCCGCCGGGUUGUUCGGCGGCGGCGGCGGCGUCGCUCCCUCUAGCGCGCGCCAUACGAUCGUCUCGUCGUCUCGCGCGCUGGUAUUUUUUUUCUCUAUUCUGUCCCGUCUUUGCUGCCCGCCGCCGCCGCCGCUACCGCCGACGACACCGCCUCCGCGCGACCGCGCCACUCAUUCCGGUUCUAUACCGUGCGCGCGCGCGCUCGCUCGCCGGGUUUUUUCAGUCGCCCCUUACCGCUCCACCGCCUCUUCCUCCGACGUUUGUUAUGUAUGCCGACGGCCAGUCGCACACGCACCGCCGUCUCCCCCGAUUGUAUAGUAUCCGCCGUAGCCGCUGAGCCGGUGUUUACGGUCCCGCCGUUCGCGAGUGUUUUACGGAUCCCGCAGAGCUUUUUUCCGCGUCUCCGCCGACACCGCCGUUGUGGUUCGUCCGCUGCGUAAAGAGGACAACCGUAAAGUAUAAAAAAUCCAAAUCAAAAGUUAUUUCAACGUUAUUGCCGCGUGACAACUAUUCUUCCAUCGUUCCUCCGUUCGUAUCGUAUACUCAUUAUAAUAAUACCACGCACGUCGCUCACCGUAUCAUCACGAGUCAUGAGGACUCCCGCUGAUGUCCACAUGAUUACUGGCUACAUUACUACUUGGAAGUGAUGAAGGGGAUAUUAUGGCAAUCAAUUUCUCAGCAUCAUUUGCAGCAUGUCUGGCAGCAGGCCUCAAAGUUCCUCGGAAUUUUAUGUAUUGCAUUGCUCAAGAGAACGGUGCUCCAUAUGUUAUAUACAACAAGGAUGGCCACCACCAACAAGGGCCAAAUGGCAGUAAUGGUCAAUGGGGACCAGGGCCUUCUCAAAAUGGUUACCCAUCUCUUGUAUCAAGUCAACAUGAACCUACAGAACAAUCGACUGAACAGGCUUCUCAAUCAACAAUUGCAUCACCUUUACCAUCGCCCUAUCCUAAUACCAACCAUUCAAUUCAAGGUUCUGGAAAUGGUGGUGAAGAAGAAACACCACCAGAUGAUAGUGUUGUUGAAUCAGACCGUACCCAGCCAGGCCAAUAUGGUCCGGGCGAUCCAUCCAAUUACUACUCUGGUGUAAGAGGUGGACCUCCUCAUAUGCUGAGUCCUUCAAGUUUUAUGUCAUACUUAAAACAGCCUGGUGUUAUGUUAACUCCUUUAAAUCCAGCAGAAGCAUCUGGUGAUUUUCCUAAUAUGCCGGAUCUUAUUCACCAACAACAAGAUGCAUCUGGAAAAAAAGGUUCAGAUCUACGACUUUUUAAGUGUCUUUCAUGUGGCAAAGACUUUAAACAAAAAGCUACACUUAUGCAACAUGAACGAAUACAUACCGACUCUAGGCCAUUUGUGUGCAGUGAUUGUGGUAAACGAUUUCGUCAACAGUCUCAUUUAACACAACAUGUGCGUAUACACGCUAAUGAAAAACCAUUUGUAUGUAUCUACUGUGAACGAACCUUCAGACAGCGGGCCAUCCUUAACCAGCAUCUACGGAUUCAUUCGGGUGAGAAACCGUACGGGUGUGGAGAUUGCGGCAAGGCGUUCCGGCAGAAAGCCAUCCUGAACCAGCACAUCCGCACUCACCAAGGCGAGCACUCUCAUUCCUCGUUAAAUAGUAGCGAUUCCUCAAGCUCACCUCCGCCCUCUCAACUUCACACUAAUUUAAACGCUUUUUUCAAGUCCUCGGCUGAAGCGUUUAGAAUGAAAUACUACCCGAAUUUAAGCGAUAGCGCACAAGACGAACAACACUUGACCAACUCAGAAUUUAGAAAUGUCGCUUCGAGAUUGUUACAAAAUAAUUUCAAAGCUAAACAAUUAAAUUCCACUAUCUAUAAUUCUUCAUUUAAUAGUCCCAAAACUUCUUUAAACUUGCUGGACAUACCUACGAGAUCAUUUUCUAGAACCAUUGUUAGGACAAAUGAAGCUCAUAUUAGAAAUGAAGAAGGUCUCCCUAUGAGAGUUGUAACUGAAGUUGACAAAAAUGUGGGUCCACACUUAGUGUAUAAAAACGGACAACUCUGGCCACAAGAUGUGCCAUUACCGCAGUCUAAAAGUAGUCAAUAUGAUACAAACGAUCCAUGUUUUUCUCCAGAAAACGCUCCUCAGUUCCCUGCAUAUUUUAAAGAUGCCAAAGGUGUAGUUCAUGAAAUUUUUGGCCAGGCUGGUAAAAGUUUACCUGAUGUAAUUCAGCAUGGUCGUAGUGCUGGCAUGCCACUUUAUGUUCGUUGCCCAAUAUGUAAUAAAGAAUUCAAGCAGAAAUCUACUUUACUUCAGCACGGUUGCAUUCAUAUAGAAUCUCGACCAUAUCCUUGUGUAGAAUGUGGCAAACGAUUUCGACAACAGUCACAUCUAACUCAACAUCUACGUAUACAUACAAAUGAAAAACCAUUCACAUGCAUUUAUUGUGGACGAAAUUUCCGACAACGGACUAUAUUAAAUCAACACUUACGUAUUCAUACUGGUGAGAAACCAUAUAAAUGUUUGCAAUGUGGAAAAGAUUUUAGGCAAAAAGCUAUACUUGACCAACACACGAGAACUCAUCAAGGAGAAAGACCAUUUUGCUGCCCAAUGCCAAAUUGUCGCCGUAGAUUUGGUACAGAACAAGAAGUCAAACGUCACAUUGAUAACCAUAUGAAUCCACAUGCUAAUAAACGUAGAUCAGAUAGUGGUAAACCUGGCAGGCCACCACAUUUAAAUACUAUACUCAAUCAACCAUCAGGCAUUGUCAAACCAGAGUUGUACUUUCCACAGUGUUAUGGAAUGCCAUCACCUUUUGUUAACCAUCAUCACCCUCAACAAAGUUUUGUGUCUUCUACACCAGUUAAUCAUGUUCCUCCACCUCCUCCACCAGAGUUUAAAGGUCCACCACCAGCAGUCAACAAUUCGUCAGAUUUUAAGCCUCCAUCUGCAAAUCUUACAACUGCUGCACCUAUUGCUGUUGUUCAAAAUGUUUUGUACUUUGAAAAUGAACGUUCUACAUUGACCGAUAGUGAUAGUGGCGAACUUGAAGAAUGGAACAUCACUACAAGUAUUACAUCAUCUGGAAAACUAUCUAAUUCUUCAAUGUCUCUUAUACCCAAUAAAAUGAUUCGAAAACUUUGCCGUAUAUGUGGUGAUGUGGGUUCUAUUCACAUAUUUGGAUCAAUGGGACAGUCGUUAGAUUUAUCUGAAAAGAUAAACACAUUAUUACCAAUACAUACAACACUUAGUGACCGCCUUUCAACAGUAAUAUGCGAGGCUUGUGUUGGUCAAAUUAUUACAAUGAGCCAAAUAGUUGAGAAAGGAAUUCACACAAAUGAAUUGAUGAUCAAACUGCUGAAAAUGAAAGAUGAUACUUUUCAAAAACGGAUGUUACAACUUUGUCGUAUUUGUGGAGAUCCUGGAAUGAUGGAUAUAUUUGGCCAAUAUGAUGAAAAUUAUGUUUGCUUAGCUGAUAAGAUAAACUCAUUUUUAUUACUUCAAGUAUCUCCUACAGAUAAGCUUUCAAUGAAAAUUUGUCAUAAUUGUAGUAAUCAAAUAAAAGAUGUGUAUCCUAUAUUUGAAUUUUGUCAUAAUACUACAAAUCUAAUGUUGAUGAUUAUUGGAGACAUGACAAAGGAUAUUAUCAAAACUGAAACUGAUCCAAUAGAAAUUACCUCUGAAAUCACUGAAGCCUUUCAAGAAAACAUUAGUUUGGGAAAUAGUGAAUUAAAUAUUGAGGAUAUUAAUAACAAAGAAAAUAAGUUUGGUAAUAAUUUUAACAGAGAAAAAAAUGAUGAAAAAAACAUACUUAUAAGUAAAGACAAUUUUAUAAAUUCAAAUCAGACACAAUGUUUACGCUGCACAAAUAUUUUCACUAGUGGUACAGAUUUGAGACAUCAUAUUUUGUUGAACCAUAAUUUGAAAGAAUUGGACUGCCAUCAUUGUUUCCGUCGUUGUUCCAAUUUAUUGGAGUUUGAAAGUCAUGUUAAAUUACAUUUCCUUCCGGAAUGUCCGUACUAUAAAUGCGAUUUAUGUUUGAUGUGUUUUAACAGUUUAGGGAAUCUUGUACGCCACAUAAAAACUCAUGACCUGCCGCGUAUUGUUGAAUGGGCACUAGCAUACAAUCUUCCUAAUAGUUCUAUUUCUUUUAACUGUCGUUACUGUAGCAAGAUUUACACUCGUGAAACAUCUAGACGAAUGCACGAACGAAGUCAUUUUGCAUGUUUGAUAUGCGAGACGUGUGGAAAAUUAUUGCCAAACAAAUCACAGUUGAAUGUUCAUCAGCGCCAGCAUACUGGUGAAAGGCCGUAUGGAUGUAUAAACUGUGGUUCUUCAUUCAAAUGUUUGUCUACUUUACGUCAACAUGAAGUUGUACAUUCGGAAAAAAAAUACAGUUGUGAAGUUUGCCUGCGUAAAUUUAGUCGGCCAGAAAAAGUUCGUAUUCACAUGCGAGUACAUACAGGUGAAAAGCCUUAUAAUUGCUCUAUGUGUCAUAAAAAAUAUCAACAAAAAAAUGAUUUGAAUCGGCAUUUAAAAAAAAAACACGAAACACUAAAUCAAAUAAAUAUGAACAAUUUCAGAUAA